AUGUCACCUAUUGUUCCAUUAUUUCUUCGCAAUCCACAUUGCGUUCAAGAAAAUAGACUUCCUACAAGGGCAUACACAUAUGACCCGAACAUUUUCCAUUCUUUGAAUGGUCAAUGGUUCUUUAAAUUAUUUCAUUCUCCUACGGAGUCCCCUGAUCUCACUAAGUUUAACUUUUCCGCUGCUAAAAUUUGGGAUACAAUUAAAGUCCCAUCACAUUGGCAAUUAUGUGGCAACGGUAAAUAUGGACUUCCAGGGUAUCAGAAUCUUCAGUAUCCUUAUCAAUUAGAUAUCCCGAACCCACCUACUGUUAACCCAACAGGCGUCUAUUUUCAUAAUUUCUAUUGUGAAGAAAAGGAUCCAACGAUAAAUUAUAGAAUUAGAUUUGAGGGAGUGGACAAUUGCUUUCAGUUAUACAUUAACCAACAUUAUGUGGGCUUGAGUAAAGGAUCAAGAAAUUCUUCUGAAUUUGUUGUUGACAACUACUUGAUUAAAGGGGAAAACAUUAUCUCUGUGAAAGUUUACAAAUGGUCUGAUUCAUCGUAUUUGGAAGAUCAAGACGAAUGGCGUAUGUCUGGAAUUUUUAGAGAUGUUUCCCUUUUAACACUGCCAAAGACCCAUAUUGAAAACUUUCAAGUUAUUCCUUCAUUUGAUUCAGAGUACAGUGAUGCCACUCUAAGCUUGAAUUUGCAGAUUGAGGGAAAGUAUGACGCGGUUAAAUUUACCUUAUAUGAUUGUGAGGAUCCACAUAGGCCGGUUGAUGCAUCAGAAUUACUUCAAGAGACUGACAAAGCUAAAACUGAUCCUAUAAAACAAAUUAUGAUACCUGCAGAGAAGUUGAAAGAGACCGUCAAAAUUGCAAUUCGGAAUCCAAAGCAUUGGACAGCCGAAGAUCCUUAUCUUUAUAAGUAUCGACUACAAGUGAUUUUUAACGGCAUGGCUUUACAUUCCGUAUAUAACCAUGUUGGCUUUCGUCAGGUGGAAUUGAUAAAAGGAAAUAUCAGAAUCAAUGGCUGCAGAAUAAUGUUUAAAGGUGUAAACCGACAUGAACAUCAUCCUUUGUAUGGAAGAUCUGUUCCGUUGGAAUUCGCUUUAAGGGAUUUGAUUAUUAUGAAGAAGCACAAUAUUAAUGCUGUAAGGACUUCUCAUUACCCAAAUGAUCCUAAGAUUUACAAUUUCUUUGACCGUCUUGGAUUUUACGUCAUUGAUGAAGCCGAUUUGGAAACACACGGAGUUCAGACUGGAUUUAAUGUAUACAACAAUAUUGAAGUGGAACUGCCUGAAACAAAACAGAAGUAUUAUGAACAGAAUGUUUGUUAUCUCUCAAGCAAUCCAGAAUACACGGAUGCGUACUUAGAUCGAGCAUCUCAGCUUGUGCUCAGGGACAUUAAUCAUCCAGCAGUCGUUUUUUGGUCUUUAGGUAAUGAGUCAGGCUAUGGAACUAAUCAUCAGAGGAUGGAAAAGUUAAUUCGUAAGCUAGAUCCAUCAAGAUUAAUUCAUUAUGAAGGCGAUGUCAAUGCCAUUUCUACCGAUACGUAUAGUGUCAUGUAUCCAAGUCUUGAUGCUAUGGAGGUCUGGAGGAAAUCACACACAAAUAAAAACAGAGAAUUUAGUAAACCUUUAAUUUUGUGUGAGUACGCACAUGCAAUGGGCAAUGGUCCUGGAAAUUUGAAGGAGUAUGAAGAUUUAUUUUACUCAAACAAUUUUUAUCAAGGUGGAUUCAUUUGGGAAUGGACAAAUCAUGGCAUCAAAUCCAAUGCAUUGAAUAAAAAUGAUGGUCAGAUGCAUGAAAUAUACGCAUAUGGUGGCGAUUUUGGAGAGGAAGUGCAUGACGGCCUUUUUCUUAUGGAUGGCCUUUCAAAUUCGAAACAUAACGAGACUCCUGGCUUAAUCGAACUAAAGAAGACGUACGAACCUGUCGUUAUUGAUUUGACGGAUUCUCAGAUCAUUAUUAAAAACAGAAAUGACUUUAAAACUACUGAUUACUUGAAAUUUGUUAAUGUUGAUGACAACAGUACUAUACAGGUUCCUUCAUUAAAACCCAAUCAAAGCAUUUCUAUUGAUGUUCAAACCACUGCCGUCUCCGCUGUUCUCAAAAGGGAUUAUGGAACUUUAAAAGCUGGUUAUGAAAUUUCCUGGGGACAGCUCUCUCCUAAGUUAAGGGUCCCAAGAUUUUCCAUACCACUUACAGAAGAAACGAAAUUUGAAGAAACAUCCAGAUUCUUGAUGGCUACGUCGCAGAGAAUGCAUUUGAAGUUUGAUAAAAUAUUGGGCAUAGUUGAAGACUUGAGAAUAGGGGGCAAAUCCUUGAGCAACAAAAUUGAUGGCUCAACUAUUACUUUUUGGAGGCCUCCUACAAACAACGAUGAUGCAAAGGAUACAAAAUAUUGGAAGGAUUUCAAUAUGCAUUUGGUCAAACAGAAUGUUAAGGAUAUUGAAAUUCAAAAAAAUUUCCGAGGAUUUCUUGGACCACUUGUCUUUGACUGGGGAUUCGACACUACUCAGGAAUACAUAAUUAGAACAAACGGAUUGAGCGUUCACACAAUUAUGAAUAAAUCAGGUAGAUACCAACCAAAGUAUCUUCCUCGGCUUGGUUAUGAAUUUUGGCUUGGUGACAACUAUGAUCACUUUGAAUGGUAUGGCCGUGGCCCAGGCGAAUCGUAUCCUGAUAAAAAGUGCUCUCAAAAAUUUGGCUUUUUCUCUUCACAAAACAUUGAUCCUUUUGUCUACGAUUAUCCACAGGAAAAUGGAAACCAUACAGAUACACAUUACGUGAAAAUUUGUUAUAAGGAUAACAGUGCCAUCACAAUUUCCGAAAAGGGCAAAAAAUUUAACUUCAAGAUUAGUGAUGAGUACGCAGUUGAGGAGGCGAGACAUCCAGAUGAAGUAAAACAUUACGAAAAAAAUUACAUUAGACUUGAUGAUCGCAUGCAGGGCCUUGGAUCAGAGGCUUGUGGUACCCCAGUUCUUGACAAAUACAGGGUUGAAAUGAAGGAUUAUGAUUUCACAUUUAAUAUUGAUUUUACGACCUGA
Messenger RNA from Brettanomyces bruxellensis, 3030 nucleotides. RefSeq lists its product as uncharacterized. Gene Ontology annotation, molecular function: beta-galactosidase activity; carbohydrate binding. NCBI's taxonomy places the organism in Eukaryota, Fungi, Ascomycota, Pichiomycetes, Pichiales, Pichiaceae. The record is from RefSeq and is a predicted model, not a curated record. Gene Ontology annotation, cellular component: beta-galactosidase complex. The transcript has 2 exons. Bases 1 to 3030 code for a protein of 1009 amino acids. Gene Ontology annotation, biological process: lactose catabolic process.